CGGCAGUCAGGCUGGUCGGGCGGCAGUGUCGGGCAGACCUGGUGGUGAGAGCAUCCACCUCGCCGCUCCUGCAGCACGCCAGCACCGCCCCUCCUUGUCCUUCUGCUGGUCCCCUCCACCCACGCCGCCCGGAGCUCCCUGUGCCCAGGGCGAGGGGGCCAAGCCAGGGGCAGGGCCACCACGACCCACGGGGGCCACAGGUGCCCACUGCUGGCCGCUGCCACGCAGGAGCGACGGACAACCACAGUGCUGGUGACGGAACGCCGCGCCCCGGACUCGAGAGCUGAUUGGCUGAGGAUUGGGGGCAGCGAGUCGAGGAUUGGUUAGCGUCGAGCGCCCGGCCAACCUCGAGCCCCGGCAGGGGAAGACAAGGCAAGGCAGGAUGAGAUGUGCCAGUGUGCUGUGAGCCUUCGGGGUGACGGGAGGGUGCAUCCGCUGCGUGGGCCAAGAGAGAGAGAGAGAACACCAAGUUACGCUCGACUAUCUUCAAGUGACGUGGGAGGAGGAGGCGCUCUGUAACACCCUGCUUCAUCCUGCUACACUGCUACACCUCGCCCAUCGCCUGCUAGAGAAAGGGUGCGAGAGGUAAAGGAGCGGCGCGUGCAGAAAGGUGAAGCGCGGAGCCACCCAACCCAACCAGAUAGAGAGGAAACAUGAGAUUGCCUGACGCUACCCUGAACGCUGGCCUUGAAAAGUGUGAAGUGGCGGUGAGGAGAGUGUGAAGUGUGCGGCGAGGAGUGUGUGGUGUGUGGCGAGGCUGGUGGUCGUCCGCCGAGUGCGUGUCUGGGCUCUGUGGUGCUAGUGCAGGUGGUCGUGGUAGUAGUGGUGACAGUGAAGUGGGGACGUGUUGGGCGGUGAAAAAGUGGCCACAAACACACACACACACACACACACACACACACACACACACACACACACACACACACACGGGAGUUGGUGCGUGGGCGGGCAGGCGAGGAGUGGUGUCCGCGCGUCCCGGGAGAGGAGAGAGAAGAGAGAAGGGAGAAGGAGGCAGUGGUGGUGGUGGUGGUGCCAUGAGUGGGAGCUUGACGCAUGCCUAGGUGCUCCUCCCGCCUCUUCCCGCCUCCUCCCGCUGCCGUGCCGCUGAACAGACCUUCCCCAGACCGCUUCAGUCCCCCACGCGACGCACCAGCCCUCGCUCAACACACACCUGCCUUUCGUGCACACCUGUCCACUUAACUAAGCAGCCCAGGUGCAAUCAUCAGUACCCUGAACCCUUAUACUUGGCGGCCCACUGAAGCAUGUGACGUGAAUUGCCACUAAGGGUCAGCUCACGGAAAGGACACAGGGAACUUUGAACUUUGACCUGCGUGGGCGUUGGUGUCACCUGAGGGCCACACCGGCAUCAGAACAGACUCACCAUGGCCCCGCGCACCGCCACCAACACCCCAGCACAGCGGCAGCAGCAGGCGUGGCGGCGGCUAGACUGCGGCGCCCGGUGUGACGCCCUUCGGCAGGCAACAGAAGAGUCUUGUUGCGCCGUACCCGCCGGGGCGAGGCUGCAGAUGAUGGCCCAGAAAGGCAGACACACGGCGGGGCGGCGCGGCCAAGGAGCAGCGUCAUGGUGUCCCAGAAUAGCCUCCGCGGCCCUUUGUGUCGACCCCGAGAGGCCGCUGCCCUGCCCGGCGGCCUCGACCUCAGCUGCGGGCAGGGUGAUGACGGCAAGGGGAGGGGAGGCGCCUGCAGCUGGCGCGACUCACGUGUCACGCAGACCCCUGGACGGCGUGGAGACGGUAGUGCGUCGUGGAGCGCUCCCCGCCCCUCCCUGUGCCCUUGCCCCCUCCCUCCCCGCCCCGCUGAGAUCAAAAUUGGACUCCUCUGAAGUGCUUGCAUCCCGUGACCACCCAGCCCGGCCCCGCCCGGCCUUCCCGCUGACCUCAAGGCCUCGCCACCUCUGCGUGUCGCCCCCAAGGCCGCCGUGCACACCCCGGAGGCUAGACACGCGCUGGGCCCUCAUGGCUGCCGGCCUCGUGCUGCUUCACCUGCUGUCUGGCGUCCCUGCUGCCCGUGCCCAGGUGCAGGGUGAAUCCAUGAGGUGCCACCAGGAGGGCGCCGCCAUUCCUGUGCCGCCUGAGGUUGAGAAGGACAACCCCUGCAUCUCCUGUUCCUGCCAGAACAAGAUCGUGGUGUGCAGGAAACAGCCGUGCCCGAGUCUGGAAGGAUGCUACUGGAAGAUGACACAGGAACCUCGACAGUGUUGCCAGCAAUGUAAAGGCUGCAUCCACGAGGACGUCUGGCACCCACACGGGGCUCGCUGGGCUCAGAACGCCAGCCACUACCACUGUCUUGCCGGCGUGCUCACCAAGACGGAAACCCACUGCCACCUGCCCUGUGACUCCCCUGUGCCUGCGCGCGACGGUGCCUUCUGCCAGAGCUGCCCAGGUUGUUGGCUGGAGGGGCGCCGCGUGCUGGAGGGCGAGACUGUGGCUUCACGUGCCGACCCCUGCGUCUCCUGCACGUGCUCCGGGGACCGCCUCACGUGCCAGAAGAGGGCGUGUCCCGUGCUCUCGUGCCCACCAACCCGCCGCGUCAUGACCCCUGGGAGUUGUUGUAUGACUUGCCAAGGCUCGCGAGGGCUAAUCACACCGCCGGGGGAGCGUUGCUUCCUGUCGGGCUUCCUGUACACCUCGGGCAUGCAGCGCACCCUAGACCACUGCACCACCUGCACCUGCCACAAGAGCUACAUCACUUGCGAACGCACCACCUGCCCCGUGCUGAACUGCCCGCGGGAGGACCAGAUGACUCCCGAGGAUGAGUGCUGCCCCGUGUGCGUGAAGAGACCGUACAGCGGGAAGACUGAGAACUGCACCAUCCACGGCAUGACUCGCAGGAACGGGGAGCAAUGGCAGCUGGACCAGUGCGCUACGUGUACCUGCGACAACGGCAGUGUGGUGUGCGAGUUCAUGAAGUGUCCUUACUCGAACAAGCCGUGCCCGCCUGGCUACAGGCGCGUGGAGUCAGAGGACGAGUGCUGCCCGCGCUGCGAGGAGGCGCCCGGCGUGUGUGUAGUGUUUGGAGACCCGCACUACCGCACCUUUGACGGCAUGCUCUUCAACUUCCAGGGCGCCUGCAAGUACACCCUGGCGGAGACCUGUCGGGGCGUGCCCAGGUCAUCCAGAUUCAGCCUCAAAGUGAACAACGACGCCCGACGCUCCAAUAACUUCUCGUGGACCAAGAGCCUCACACUGCGGCUCCCCAACGCCAAGGUGAAGCUAUGCCAGAAGCUCCGAGUCAAGGUGAACGGCACGGUGGUGAAGCCUCCCUUUGAAGCCCCGGGCGUGAUGAGCCUCAAGAAAGAAGGGCGUGCCGUUACCCUCGCCACUCCUGAAGGUGUGCGAGUGCUGUGGGAUGGCCUGAGCUAUGUGGAGGUGGAGGUGCCUCGUUCCAUGCAGGGUCACACGUGUGGACUCUGCGGGAACUACAACGGGAACGAGACGGACGACAUGGUGACUAAGAGAGGCGUGAGAGCAGACGGGGCCUCGCAGAUGGCGGUGUCGUGGGCGGUGGGGCGGGCCAGAAAGUGUUCCCUCAAGAUGAAUAGACACAACGUUUCCCAGAAUGGCCCAAGGAGGAGGACGCAGAGAUUGACCUGUUCCGAGACUCAUAGGCCGGGGCAGAAUGAGUGUGGCCUCCUCAACAGUACUGUGUUCGAGGCGUGCCAUGCUGUCGUCCCCUUUGAGAAGUUCUACGAGUCGUGCAUGCUGGACAUGUGUGAGUGCAAGCCGCCGCGCCGCUGUGAGUGUGACACCCUGCAAGCGUACGCCCGGCAGUGCCAGCGUGUGGGCAUCGAGGUGCAGGACUGGCGGAAAAUCAGCGGCUGUGGAGGUCUGAAGUGCCCCCACGGCGCCAAGUACAUGGACUGUGCCCCGUCCUGCCGUGCCACCUGCCGGAACCCGACGCCCAACCCUAAGUGUCACAAGAAGCGGUGUCGCCCUGGCUGUUACUGCCCCCCGCCCACUGUGCUGCACCGCGGGUCCUGCAUACAUGCCAACGAGUGUCGGAGGGGCAAGCGGCGAAGAAGGAACCGCCGCAGGAACCGCUGAAGUGACGGGGCUGGUCAGGCGAGCGGGAGUCGGGUGGCGGUGACGCUGGUGAUGGUGACGGUGGUGGUGACGGUGAUGGGAGGACUGUACUAGACGAGGCGCCUCCGUGUGUGUGUGUGUGUGUGUGUGUCUGUGUGUGUGUGUGUGUGUGGAUGUGUAUGGCUGCCCUGGCACCUGUGGCGACGCAGCAUUACCAGAUAAAAAAAGAAAACGGGAAAUUUACUCAAGUACCCCACCAACCCAACUCUCCGCGCAUUGGUUCCUUGCGUCCACCGCGGGGAUGCUCGCCUCGAGCUCGCUUGUCCAGCCAAUCACAGCGUGGCAGGCGGUGGAAGGACGCACCUGAUUGGCCAAUGAUACCAAGCUCUUUCUGAAUGCCAGGCGGCCCCGCGAAGAGUGACUGAGGGAGACCUGUUCUGAUCUCAAGUGUGUGUGUGUGUGUGUGUGUGUAAUAUGCAUUCACAUUUGUGCUUACAUGUACACUUUUCUAUCCUCUAUGUACGUAACUUCCCAUACAUAUAACGGUGUAGUUGGUCUGAUAUGUGCGUGUGUGUUUUAUGUAUGUAAGUGUGUGUGUGUCCUAUAAUAAUAUCCGUUCGCUGUUGUUUGACGUUACUAUAGUAUAUACACAUAUACAGUCCAUAAAAGAGCAAAAAUAAUUCAUUGUUUGUGCUUUGAUAAAAACUUUACUUGCUGCCAGUGUCCUUUCAAAAACUACUGUGUUGAGGGAAAGCACGGGAGAAGGAGGAGGAGGAGGGUGAUGCACGCGCCCUGCCACAUUCUGUCAGCCGCGUUAUCAUAUCACGUGAUGUGCCAGCAAGGAGGAGUGCAAUCAGGACACGAGGAUGAGUGUGGUUUGUGUCGUGAAAGGAGGAGGAGGAAUUCAAGAAAAAAAAUGGGAAGAAAAUGUUGAAGAAGAAAAGGAGGAAGAGAGGGAGAAAAGAAAGAAAGAAAUGAAGUUGAAGAAGAAAAUAAUUGAAACUAGUAAAUAUCACUGUAAGCACCAGCUUCCACAUGAUUAUACUGUGUGUGUGUGUGUGUGUGUGUGUGUGUGUGUGUGUGUCUCAAGGGGUCGAGGCAGGAGGAGAGAAGUGGAUGUGACAAAGUUCCUACACUGAUGAUGUGAUGACGUAAAAUAUUUUCCAGCAAAGAUACAAAAAAGAAAGAAAAGAAAAAAAAAAGGUUGGUACUGGUGACUGACCCUUGUUUAUCUGUCUGUCUGUCCGUCUGUCUGUCUGUCUGUCUGUUGGUUGUAACACUGAGAUGACUGUUCACACACGCACCAGAUUAUUAUUUUGGUUUGUAGUAAAAGUGAAACUAUAGUAAGCAAGACUCGCCUCCCGCACGCAGACCAAAGUGUUUCUCGUUCCCCGUUUUGUUGUUGUGUGCUGUUCUGUCGGGAGAAUGUGGUGUGGCGGCGGCGGCGGCGACACAAGUGAUAUGAUAGUGGUAGCUAGUAACUAAACAAAAACCUGGUCUAGAUCCAUACUCUAUGUAUUCUUAAAAUACCGAACGUGAGCUGUGAAAAGACAGAGUGUUUCCGUUUCACUGCCUGAGAGGUUUUACACUGUGGAGAUGCACCAAAGACUAAAUAAUGUAAUGCUGCGAGGAUUUGGCUUGGAUAGCGGCCAGCUACGCACGGACAUACGAAGAGCUGAAUUGAGUUCGAGAGCCUUAAGAGGAACCAAGGUUACUGAGAACACCAAGGAAGAAGCUUACCUGUAUCUCUUCCUUGAGUGAAGAGAAAGAUGAGGGAGGAAGGCUUGCCAUGUCAAAUCAGCCUUCCCACUUUAAGACUUUCAAUGGCACGCUAGUGAAGGACUAAGUGAGUCUGGGAGGACAGAGGACAGCAAUGGAAGAUUAAGGGCUCGAUUCUACAAGACGGCGCCAUAUGACAGUUUUGUGGCGCUUCAAUUAACCAAGAAGCUAUGGGUUUGAAGACUAUUGGAUAUGUUAUUAAAGAUAGGACCAAGUGAGUAGAGGAGAGCAGUGAUGGACGUAUUGCUACCUAACAAGUGACAGGCGCGGCUGUGUGGGACGCGGCGAUGCAGGACAGUCGGUGGCGGGAGAGAAGUCGCGGCGACACCCAACCAGGCAGUGAAACGCGAGGUAAUGUUGCCAACUGGGGCCAGAUACUCGUAAUGCAAAAUGUUUUACUAGAUAAGAUAUAAGCCUUAAGUGCAGCAGGAAAGAGAACAAUGCCCGGUGAGGGAAAGACUAAAGACAAAACCUGCCAGAUAAUCAAUUACGGAACCAAGCAGUAGAAUCGUGUGAGAUUCAAGGUUCGACUCUGCGCUCGAACUACGGAAUUGUAGCACGGUUACUCAUCUACCAACCGAGCAAACAUACCCAUGACGCUUGGACUCAGACCUACACUUCUGGAAGCUAUGAUAGUGCAAGCAUCGUGUUCUUAAGCGUUAUUGAGUGACUGUGAGGCGCUCCCGAACCCGUGAAACAACCAGCGAUAUGUGAAACAAUUGUUCGAACCAUGUUUUCUAGUCUCGAGGAAAGAAGUGGAAGGGAGACUGUAGUGUGUUAGUUAUGCCUGGCUGGCGAAGUGUAUGGAGGUGGAGAGCAGGACGUGUGGCUUACGGCUGCAAAUUAUGUGAGUAAUUUUAUAAUUGAGUUAAGAUAUACUGGUAAAUUUUCAGUUGCAGACAAUUCUAUCAUUUGACUUUACCGUUGUUAUUCUUAAUACUCGACGCUGUGUUAUAAUUCUGAAUACUUAAUAUGGCGAGAUCUGACACCAGAGUACUGCCAUAACUACGUGUACUGUGGGAAAUUCAAUAAAACCGCCCAAAAGUCAAUAAGGAAAUGGCAUAAUUCACCCGUGUUAGCAAUAUAGAGCUGAAAAAUUAAGAACAGUGCUGUUUUAUAUGAAAGGCACGUCAGAAACAGAAAUACCAUUAAACUGACAGCUAGUAACAUUCAAAGGCAAAAGAAAACAAGACAGCGUUAUAAUUCACCUGUAUUAGCAAAAUAGAACUGAAAAUUUUCGAAUGAGUAUUAUAAGAGAGUUAUCUUACACAGACACAUGGGAAGCAGAAAUACUACUGAAUUGCACGAUUGACUGCUAUUAAUACAAAAGGCAAAAGAAAAUUAGACGGCCUGUCCUAGUGAGUGUCCCGCACAGCCCCAAUGGUCACGCCUCCGCCAGGGACAUGAAUGUGGUGUCGCCUGGGGGAGGGAGGGACGUGUGGGUGUGGUAGUGUUAUGGUGGUGUGGUGUUAUCGAGGGAAAGGCUUGUGAUGAUCGCCUCGAGUACUGCGUUGAUAUUGUUAACUAUUAAUCAUACUACUACUUCUACUACUACUACUACUACUACUACUACUACUACUACUACUACUACUACUACUACUACCUGCUCCAUGUUGUUGUCGUUCGUUCUUCUAGUUUGCUCUAUUAUUAUUAUUAUUAUUAUUAUUAUUAUUAUUAUUAUUAUUAUUAUUAUUAUAUCCAAUACCAAUUUAUAUUGUGCUUAUUUUAGGCUUUUUUUUUUCUUCUCUCUCAUCUUUCCUUUAACUGUUGUUAUUCAGACAUCAAAAGUAUAUUGUAUUUUUGUUACCAUUUUCUUUCUUUUUUUUUUAUGUAUUCUUCUAAUCACCAUUACCAAUCUCCGUUUUCUGUUAUUUUGUAGAUAUUAUGCACCAUAGCUUCCAUUAUUACUGUUAUCAUUCAUGUGUUUUUUAUAUAUAAUUUUAUAUACGUUUAGGCAAAAGUUGAUAUUUAAUUUUCCUUCUCAACUAUGUUACGUCAACACUAUAUUACCAUAGUUUUCUCCACUAUAACUUUACGCUAUUUAAACAAAAAAGAAAAUUAAACGUAGAAUAAAAAUGCAUAAUAGUAAUAGGAGAUAUUACAAGAAAUACUUAAAUGUGUGUGUUCCAUGAUAUAUUCUCAUUUUUUUAUACUUUGAACAAUUUUAAUGAUCUGCUGUAGUUGUGCCUCAAGACGAUGGCUGUACGUGGCGUCCCUGGAUAGAUGUGCUGAUACCCUUCUAGUAAACGUUUAACUGUGAAUACAAA
Messenger RNA from Scylla paramamosain (green mud crab), 8089 nucleotides. Its product is annotated as BMP-binding endothelial regulator protein-like. Gene Ontology annotation, cellular component: extracellular region. The transcript has 15 exons. The record is from RefSeq and is a predicted model, not a curated record. Bases 1383 to 4064 code for a protein of 893 amino acids. Gene Ontology annotation, molecular function: protein binding. Lineage: Eukaryota; Metazoa; Arthropoda; Malacostraca; Decapoda; Portunidae.